AUGCCGGAAGGAGCUUCUCAGGAUUCAGCCAUGGCGGAGAUCUCUGAAGCAACAACUUCCUCCGAUCCACUAAACACUAAGUCCGAAGAGGAAAAUUUCGACCCUAAAACCAUGCGUAAAACAAAGCCUGGAUUGAAGCGUUUAUUUCUCACUCUCACUGUCUUCAUCUCUUUUCUCAUCGCUUUGCCUUUCUUACUUAAGUCCAUAGAGAUUUACCGAGCACCAUUGCCUUUUGAAGACAUAGAUUUACUUUCAACGGAAAUGGAGAAGAAUCAUUUGGUGUUCCCUUGCCAAUUUCAAGCUGUUUUUGUGAACUUCUAUGAGAUUACUGCUGUAAAUGAGCUUGGGCUUUUGAUCGAUUCUCAUAUGCAAAAACUGACCUCAGAAAAUUCUCCACCUUGUGGUACGUGUGGGAACAAUGUCACUGUGGCUGUAACAAUUGAUUCCAAUUCCAACUGUAUUCACAGGGAAAGCGGAAAUGGCAACGGUAAAUGGCAGUGUGGUAUGUUGAAUGGAUUUGAUAAGGUGAAUGAUCAUGAUGAGGAUUUUGAUGAGUAUUUGGAGUCGGUAUUGGAUAGUACGAGUAGGAAGGUUUAUACGGUUGUGGUGAUAAAUAGGAAGCAGGAGGACGUUAGAAUUGUUGUUGGAAAAUAUAGGCAUGCUUGGAUAGUAGGAAAUGAUUCCGUAGAGAAAGCUAUUGAGAAAAUGGCAGAGAUUUUUAUCAAAGUGUUUGUGAAUGGUGGGAAGGAAGAAGGAUCAAUUCGAGGGGAAUUCAUGCCAGUAGGUGCAGAUGGCAAGGUCGUGCUUUCUUUCAGUCUUUUGAAUUCUGAUCCACAUGAUUGGGUUUAUGAUUGGGAUUUUAAGGAGUUAGAUGAGAUUCUGCUGGCUCCUGUGGUAGAUGCUUUAAGACCAGUAGCUGACAUUAGUGUGGAAAGCCAGGUUCUAUAUCAUACUCCAAAGUCUUCAUAUUCAUAUUGGGAUGACACACAGGGUAGCUAUAUUUUCAGUACAAAAGAUCUUCCUUUCUUUGUAAAUUCAAAUGAAUGGCACUUGGAUACUUCAACAGCAGCUGGAGGGCGGUCAAAAGUCCUGCAUUUUGUGUUAUAUGUGCCAUCUGCAAAAGAGUGCCCUCUAAAGUUGCAGUUGCCAAAUGGAGAGAUUUCCAUGACAAAUGGUUUUAUAUCUCCGAUGUGGGGAGGUAUUAUUGUUUGGAAUCCACCGGCCUGUGUAGAGAAUUUUCAAAUGCAACAUCUUUCCAAGCACAAAAUUUCCUCUGAGGACUUGAAGAUGAUUUCUGAAGUUUUCAUGGGACAGUUGCGCCAACUAUUUGGUCUGAAGUCUGAGAGCUUUUACGUUGGUGGAUUCACCACAUCUGUACUUUUAACCAGUGACAAAGGCUUUGCAGAAUGGGAGUUGGAUGUGUUAUCUAGGCAUCACACAUGUUUCAAUCUUCUUCAGUGUGGCACCACCCUUGGAUCUCUUUCUCGAUUGGUUCAGUCACUUCCCAGGAUGAUAAUCAUGGAUGAAAUAGGAAAACAGGUAAAGUAUUCUCUUGAAGCUGCAAAAUUAUCACUAGGCAAUGUGUCUUUAGGAUAUUCUGAUGCUUCUGCUGUUUCCUCGAGAAAAGCAAGAGCAUUAGCAGAGGAUGCCUUUUAUCAUCCAUCUAUGAUGUCCGUGAGCUACUACUCGUUUGAACACUGUUUUGCUGUAUAUUCGCCGUUCUUUCUGCCAGUUUCACUGCAUGUGCUUCUUGCAGUCAUUAGAGAAUGGAAAAGAUAUAAAGUGGAAAGCAGAAAGUACCUUUCAUGGAAGGUCAAGGUCAAAGUUGAGUAGUUUGUCAGAGUUGCAUAUAAAACCUUAGAGCGGAAGCACGAAAACUGGUGUCCAUGGAAAAAAAAUUGCACUACAUUCCAUGAAGAUUUUAUAAAAAAAUUGACUAGAUACAAAUUCACCUGUAUAUUUCCUUCUUUUUUCUUUUUUUUUCUGACACUAGCGUGUAGUGCAAUGUUGUAGUACUACAACGCAAAAUAUGCUUUGUGCAUAACAUUGUCAUAGUGAAAUUUGUCCCACAGAUGAAAUUUAGGAGCUUGGACACCGCUCACCAUCGUCGGCUAGUGCACAUGACACUUUUUUGGAAUGGUUGUUACUUAUUGUUUCAUAAUGUAUCGUAGUGUAUUGUAGUCUAAUAUAUUGUUUUAAUGAA
Molecule: messenger RNA, 2203 nt
Organism: Solanum pennellii
Lineage: Eukaryota; Viridiplantae; Streptophyta; Magnoliopsida; Solanales; Solanaceae
Product: GPI transamidase component PIG-S
Exons: 13
Coding region: 1-1833 (610 amino acids)
Biological process (GO): attachment of GPI anchor to protein
Cellular component (GO): GPI-anchor transamidase complex
Source: RefSeq, a predicted model, not a curated record